Messenger RNA from Platichthys flesus (European flounder), 1594 nucleotides. RefSeq names its product V-set and transmembrane domain containing 2 like (gene vstm2lb). The coding region runs from base 165 to 803 and encodes 212 amino acids. The record is from RefSeq and is a predicted model, not a curated record. NCBI's taxonomy places the organism in Eukaryota, Metazoa, Chordata, Actinopteri, Pleuronectiformes, Pleuronectidae. The transcript is spliced from 4 exons.
UGCAGAUCAGACCCGUCUCCUCCACCUCCUCCUCUUCUUGCUCCUGCUCCAGCUGUGUGCGCGUGAGGGCUGCUGCCCUGUCCGCCGCCUGUGGGGAGACUCUACCGACGCGCCCCGCCUCAUGUGACCGCUUCAAGCCCCUGCUACAAACACCGGCUGGAGCCAUGGGCAGCUUCGGAGUGAUUCUGGGGAUGUUACAGUACGCGGGACUUUACCUCCAACUUAACGCAGCGGUGAAGGUGGCGCACGCCGAGGUGGACAACUACGUCUCCGGACACGCUCUUUUUACAGAGGUGCCACAUGACAUCACAACGCAAAGUGGUGAAGAUGUAGAGAUGGCUUGUUCCUUCCGCGGGGCGGGCUCUCCCUCCCACUCCCUGGAGAUCCAGUGGUGGUACAUCAAGGGCCACGGCAACUGGCAGGAGAAGUCAGCCCAGGUCACUAAUUAUGUUGUAACCCUGGAGGAGACGUCCAAAGAUGCCACCAAAAUCAGCGUGGUCAAAGUAGCCGGCAGCAACAUCUCCCACAGGCUCCGUCUCUCCAGCGUCAAGCCGUCGGACGAGGGCACGUACGAGUGUCGCGUCAUUGACUUCAGCGGCACCGUGGCACAGGACCACCGGGUGCGCGCCUACCUCCAGGUGGAGCCGGUGAGGGGUCGGGGGCCGGACGACGUCAAGCCACGGGAGCAAAGCCGCAGGUUGCAUGGGAACCAGCCGCACCCCCACCAUGAGACCGAGGGCAGGGAACUGAAGAGGAGAUCAGCCGGCAGCAGCACUGACUGUAACGAGAGCUGUGUGCUUUAGAGUGAGCCGCCUGUCUGUCUGUCUGUCUGUCUGCAUGGUCUCUGACGAGGGACGCUCAUCCUCACACACGUCACCACAGAGCUGAGGUGUCGCUUGUAACUGGACACUUUGUGUUUCAUGGUUCGUUUAUCUACUCUAUGCUCGCUCUGUUUGGACGCCAAUGCUGUUGAAUGCCAAUAAAGGGCAUAUUUUUAUUGAAAGUAUAUAUGAUUAUGUUUAUGCUUUUUUGUCUGUACUUUUUUAUUUCCAUUUGGAUUAAAAUUAUGUUAUAGUAUUAUGUUAAUGUUAGAGCCAGACUAUAACGACAAAGACUGAUUUCAUUGAGUUAUUUAGUUUGAGUGGGACUCACAAGGUUAGAGUGAAUGGCAGUAGAGUCUGAAUUACUAUUAUCAUAAAUAGUAGAGUAAAGUCUGGGUUCAUUGAUCCAGACACACAAUAGACCCUUUCCUUUUGCUAUGUGCCAGUUCUUAUCUUUUACUAAAGCGCACCAAAACCUGCAAUAGAACACAAAACUACGAACAUGUAUUUAGCUUUCCAAACCACAUCUAGUAUGUUUGUUAAAAUAUGAAUGUAUGCAUUCAUUGCAUCAAGACUGUAAUAUAGAUUAUUGUGUAUGUUCAUUUCCUCUGUGCUACUUAACCAAAACACAACCAUGCUCUGUUCAUUGUUUUAUCCUCAACCUCAGUAUAAGCUUUGGUCGAAGCCUUUUACAUGUAGCUCAUCUCCCCUUGACUGUGUUUGUUCUAAGUGCUGAUGUUUGGUAUCUGUUCUGUUAAAUACAUUGAUUUGAA